AUGGCACGAGCCUUGGAACCCAUCGAGCUCGACGCCAUCACGCCCGCGCCGCCGUCGCCAGCGCACUCGCGUCCCUCGACCCCUCCCUCGCUCAAAACCCCCACAUCCUCGUACCCACCCUCAGAGAUCCUGCCGACGACUGGGAACGGCUUCUCGACGACGGAAACGACGAGACAGUCGAGCUUGCGAAGCCUGAACCUCGAGCACGGGGAGGGGACGGCUGUCUCGCUUCCUCCCAUGGAUCGUGGACGAGGAGCGUGGCAGUUUGUUGUGGCCGCGUUCAUCCUCGAGACCUUCAUCUGGGGCUACAGCUAUUCGUUUGCGACAAUCCUCGUAUACCUCCAAAGCACCCCUCCAUGGUCAUCCUCCUCGCUGUCCGCCCUCUCCGCCAUCGGAUCCUGUCAACUCGGAAUCCAGUUCUGCCUGCCCAUCGCCAUCGUCAUCGUCUUCCGACGGUAUCCUGACUGGGUCAAGACGAGUCUUUGGGUGUCGCUCGUUGUCAACUGCGGAAGUAUGCUCCUCUCGAGCUGGGCGACCAAGGUCUGGCAACUCAUCGUCUUGCAAGGCGUCGUCUGCGGCACGGCCGGCGCGAUCCUCUACGCUCCCGUGCUCAUUUGGCUCACAGAGUGGUUCCACGAGCGCCGCGGUCUCGCAGGCGGCAUCAUCUGGAGCGGGACCGGCAUCGGCGGAUUCCUCUUCCCCUUCCUCAUCUCCGGCCUACUCUCCAAAGUCGGUUUCGCGUGGAUGAUCCGCGUCUGGUCCCUCCUCACCGCCGUCGUCUUCGCCCUCUCGGUCUACAUCGUCAAGCCUCGCAUCCCGCCGCCGAGAGUCAGGAAAGGCGAGCGUGGGCCAUGGCCGGCUUUCCCAUGGAGAGUGCUUACAGACCCGGUCUUCGUGACGAUGGCCAUCGCCUCUCUUUUCGCCUCCCUCUCGACCUUCCCGGUCUCGCUCUACCUCGCCACCUACGCCUCCUCACUCACGACCUCCACAUUCGUCGCCGAAAUCGUCGUCGGGAUCUACAACGUCGCUGCAUCGGUCGGCUGCACCGUCCUGGGUUACGUCUCCGACUGGUCGUACACGGCCGCGACGAUCUUGUGCGGCGUUCUCGGAACUAUCAUUGCGCUUUUUGCAUGGGGUUGGGCGGAUACACUUGCAAAGACGUACGGGUUUGCGGUCUUGUUUGGCUUUUCCUCGCAGAUGAUCGUCGCCUGGUCCGGUGCCACCCGCGACGUAGCAGGCCAAGACCCCUACGCCGCCGCGAUCACCUUCUGCCUCCUCUCCUCCGUCCGCGGCAUCGCAUCAAUCGUCAUGCCGCUCGUCUCGCAAGGCUUGUACAACCCCAAGCUCAAGAACGACGCGACGAGUUGGGGAAGGUUUGGGUUCGAAAAGAUGAUCGUGUUUGUUGGAGUGACGGCGUUUGCGUCGGCGGUUGGAGGGCUCGCGCUCGAGUACAUGCGGAGGAAGUACAAGAAGGCGUAG
Messenger RNA from Rhodotorula toruloides NP11, 1479 nucleotides. Its product is annotated as MFS monocarboxylate transporter. Gene Ontology annotation, cellular component: fungal-type vacuole membrane. NCBI's taxonomy places the organism in Eukaryota, Fungi, Basidiomycota, Microbotryomycetes, Sporidiobolales, Sporidiobolaceae. Gene Ontology annotation, molecular function: transmembrane transporter activity. Gene Ontology annotation, biological process: transmembrane transport. The record is from RefSeq and is a predicted model, not a curated record. The coding region runs from base 1 to 1479 and encodes 492 amino acids. The transcript is spliced from 8 exons.